UUUCCCAGUCGCUCUCUUCACGCCGGUUCGGGAACACACCGGACCGGUGUCAUGCACCGGGGGUUGUCCCGAAUCGGUAGGAGACUUUUUGAACUGGAAAUUUAGACUUUACUUAUUUAGCAGUUAGUUAAAUAGUUAUAGGGGAAUUAGGUAGAUAUAAAUACUAUUAAAUGUAGUUAUACUUUCAAGACUUAUCCUACAUAUUUAAAAGUUAUCUUACAUUUAUCAUAUAAUUAAAUAAGUAGUGGAAUAUAGUUCGGUUGAUAGAUAGGAAUAGUUCGCAUUCUUUAAGAGGGGGUUGAGUUGAUGGGAGGUCGAAGUUGAAUCAAACUUCGCAAAGAAAAGCUCUGCACUGUCCACACUUGUACAUAAAAUCAUAGCAUGUAAGAAAUUAGCGAUAAGGAAUAAUUCAUAGGAAACGAAAGAGAUUACAAGUUAAUUAUACAUUAGUUCAUAUAAAUAUUUAUAGGACUUUUAAUUAUUUAUCAUGCGAAUUGUGACUUUUGACAACUACUCGAAAAAUACAAAUUCUUGUACAAACCAUUUAUUGUGUGAGUAAAUGACCGUUCAAUUCAGCUGCAAAUAUUGCAUAGUUCUGCAGGAUUACAAUUAUUACAGUGUAAGUGAGAUAUCUGACCGCCUUUCAACAAAAAACUUUCAUCAAAAACUGUGCCCUAUCUGCGGCGUGACUUUCACAUAGAUAGAUAUUUACAUAUGUAGUACUCAAUUUUUCCCCUGUCACCAAACGCCCACCUUCAACUACGAGUGGCUUCUAAAUAGAAACAAAAUCCAUCACCUGAGUCUGCUAAAAAUGUUUGCAACAUCUGUUGAAACACCAAGCCGUAUGCCGUAGUAAACAACUGUGAUCAAUUUUCAGACAUAUUGAAUCAAUAUUAUUAAUCAUGGAUUUACUUCCAAAAUCAAGUGAGGAAUUUUCUAGCCAGCGAUAUUGGGAUGCAUUUUUCUCCAAAAGGAAACAAGACCCCUUUGAAUGGUACGGAGAGUAUCCAGAGCUGGCUGGACUUCUGCACAAGUACAUCAGUCCGAAGGACAAUCUGUUGAUUGUGGGGUGUGGAAAUUCUACCCUCAGCAAUGAUUUGCAUCAAGCCGGAAUCAAGAAUCAAACAAGUCUGGAUAUUAGUUCAGUUGUUGUCAGUCAGAUGCAGAAAAAAUAUCCCCACAUUGAUUUUGUAGAAGGGGACGUUACCCAGAUGAAAUUUACGGACACUCACUUUAGUUGUAUUCUGGACAAGGGGACUUUUGAUGCCUUAUCUCCUCCACCCACCUCUGUAAGGAAGAACAGAAACAAAACUGAAAUGGACGAAACAAAGGAUGAUGAAGAUGGGAAAGCAAAAGUCGACUUGAUGAUGGAAGAAAUUAAUAGAGUAUUGAAACCCGGAGGAAGAUUUAUCUGCAUUUCACUUCUUCAACCUCACGUAGCAGAUAGAAUGCUAUCUUACUUUCAUAGUUUGGGUUGGAUGACUAGAGUUGUUCGAUGUUUGAGCGCAGAAGAAAAAACGGCAGAGAAAAAUAAUGAUGAGAAAUCGGUUGUCUUCCCCGUCUUUAUGACCAUUUUUACGAAGCUUAAUCUUCCAAGUGGUGCCACACCUAUUGUAGAAGCCUCUUCACCUUCCAAUAUCUGUUCUAUUACGAGAUUUUCAAAACUAUCUGAAUUAACUGACUAUGUGAAAGACCAGCAAAACUUUAGUCUGAUUAAACGUGGACUUCUUCAACUUGGGUUUUGUGCUGAGAAAGGGAUUCAGAUGCAACUCAUGAACUCUACAACGGGAGAAGACAGAUUCAUUGUAAAUAUUGUGGAUGUUCCUAAACUAUUGAAUAAUCCGAUGAAACAACGAUUCGGUGUUUUUGUGGUGCCUCAAGGGAGAGAAACAGAAUGGUUAUUUGGUUCGCACGAAGGGCGUACGUCGCUGGCUAUCCAAGCAAAUUUUACGCGCUUAGUUGUGGUCCACUUGGUCCGAGGACAAACUUAUCAAAAUAUGAACGCCAUUCAGGAAGAACUCAAGGGCCCUUUGGCCAGCCUGGCGCCCUCAUGUGUAACAGAAAAAGGCAUCAAGCAUCCAAUUAUGACAGUCGACAAUGAUGUGGGAAAUCGAGAAAUUAUCCAUCAGGGACAUUCGGAGUUUUCAGGGGACUACGUCGUCGAGGACGUUUCCAGCAAUGGAAAAAUUUUCCGACGGUUAAUCUUUUUGAAUAGUCCAAACAUUGUUCAAUCCGAAGUGGAAAUGGCGAUUGUAAAGAAGCGUGGCAAGGAAUUUCGCAACCCAAUCACGUCUAAAUUAUCUUGCCAACAUCAUGGAUUAAUGAUGAUGAGCCUUGGGUUUCUAAAUUACUUUUUUAAUAAUGAUGGCAAAGAAGUCAAAACUGGUCCAAUACGUACUUUGCUUAUCGGGCUGGGCGGGGGAAUGUUCAGUCUGUUCCUUGUAAACGUUAUACCCAAUCUCGAUCUGGAAGUGGUUGAAAUCGAUCCGGAUAUAGUGAAGGCAGCUAAAAGGUUCUUUGGGAUGCCUGAACAAAAGGAACGGUUAUCAAUCAUCGUGGAUGAUGGGUUAAAGUUUAUCCAGAGCACCAAAUCCCAGUACAACUUCGAACUUAUCCUCGUUGAUGUCGAUAACAAAUCGACUAAGGAAGGAUUGAGCUGCCCCCCACCAGACUUCUUGGAGACAUCAAAUUUAGAAAAUUUUAAAAAGGCAAUGAACCCCGAUCGAUCCAUACUCGUAAUUAAUCUCGUAUGUCGAAACGUUGACUUGAAGAAACACUAUAUCAAUGUAGUGCAACAGCAAUUUCCAUUAAUUUUACAAUGUGACGUUCCCAGUGAAGUCAACACAUUGUUGUUUUGCUUUACAAAAAAUCCGGAUGUCAAUUUAAAAAAUAUUUCUACUCACAUAUACUCAUCCAUCAAGUUGAUCUGUCACACUGAUAAUGCAAUUCCAUCUCAGAGCAACAAGAACAACCUUCGUGAAAGUAAACAGAAGAAAGUCGUGGAUUAUUUUGACGGUGCAUUUGACGACAUUGACACUAUAGCAAGCAGUUUUAAAGUAUUAAAAGUUUGACAACUUGACAACUAACGAUACACAAUUUUGACUUGUUUCAUUUAAGACUAUUUAAUUUAGUUUGUAAUCAGUGAUAAGGAAUGUAAUGAGUCCAUGCAUAUGAAUGUUGUGUAUGUAUGCGUCUACUGUGAAUACAUGUAUGUCAUAUGAUGUGUGUAUGAAUGAUGCUGUUUUCAAUUGGGUGCAUUUCGUAUAAUAAAUGAACUUAACUUUUUUUAA
Molecule: messenger RNA, 3290 nt
Organism: Folsomia candida
Lineage: Eukaryota; Metazoa; Arthropoda; Collembola; Entomobryomorpha; Isotomidae
Product: eEF1A lysine and N-terminal methyltransferase
Exons: 15
Coding region: 903-3071 (722 amino acids)
Source: RefSeq, a predicted model, not a curated record